CGUUUUCGCUGCAUUGCACAUUCGCCCGCGCAAUUUUUAAAGAACAACAUCUUUGCAUCGCCCGAAUUUAAAAUGUUAAACAUUUUGGACGUGAUAUUUUUGAAUUUAACGAUAAGUUUCGUGAUCGUAGGCAGCCUUAUAACUAACUACGAGGAACAUGUUCCAGUAUUUUUAAUAAAAUUAUAUAGAUACGGUAGCUUCGCGUACAAGGGAAAACAAGGGAAAUUAUUUAAAACGAUCGAAGUGCCAAAGUCUUAUUACAGACAUUUUUACGUGUUCUCAGCUGUUUUUAGUGCUUUGACAUUAAUUUAUAUGGUCUCGGUGUAUUUUUUAAAUUUCCCAGCGAGUGCAUUUGUGCAAUUCAUUAUGGCGCGAAUUUUCAACGACGCGGAACCAAAAGUAUCAGCACUGGCAGCAGUGUUAACUCUCAGCUUGUUGACGUUACACUGCUGGAGACGUUGCUAUGAAUCGCACAAGCUGCAGGUGUUCGCAAGCACCAGUAAAAUCAACCUGUUGCAUUACGGGACCGCUUAUGUGCAUUACGCUGCCCUCGUACUCAUCGCCGUUGGACAAGCGCCGCUCUUCUGUGGAAAGCAAAAAGGGGAAAUGCAAUGGGUGGACGACUGGACUAAAUUAACAUAUAUCCCUAGCAUAUUUCUAUUUCUACUGGCUUCAUACGAGCAGUAUAACAGUAACGUGGUACUGGCGAAUUUACGGAAAGACAAAAAUGGCGCUAUAAUAACAGAGGCGCAUAGGAUACCUCGCGGCAGAAUGUUCGAGAUCGUGUCUAGCCCGCACAGAUUAUUCGAGAUUGUUUUGUACAUUGUGUUGGCAACACUGACACCCACGAGGACGAUGAUCAUCAUGAGUUUUUGGGUUUUCUGUAAUCAGAUUCAGGCCGCGAUUCACGCCCAUCAAUGGUACAAGAGGACAUUUAAAGAUUAUCCAAAAAACAGAGCAGCAAUAUUCCCUUAUUUACUGUAAGCCAAUUUUAUGGUAUUAAUUGAAAUGUAUUUUUAUGUUUUUCGCUCAACAAGCGGAAGUGAAUUGUAAAAAUUAUACUGCAUUUGAAUUUUCUUGCAUUUUAUUUCAACGAAUAACUUGUUUUUAUCUUUGUAUAUUUUGUUAAUCGAUGGUAGGUACUUUACUGGGUUGUUUUUUGUCCAUAAAUAUAUA
Molecule: messenger RNA, 1176 nt
Organism: Papilio polytes (common Mormon)
Lineage: Eukaryota; Metazoa; Arthropoda; Insecta; Lepidoptera; Papilionidae
Product: polyprenol reductase-like
Exons: 4
Coding region: 73-984 (303 amino acids)
Biological process (GO): dolichol-linked oligosaccharide biosynthetic process; polyprenol catabolic process
Cellular component (GO): endoplasmic reticulum
Molecular function (GO): 3-oxo-5-alpha-steroid 4-dehydrogenase activity
Source: RefSeq, a predicted model, not a curated record